This is a messenger RNA of Cotesia congregata, 1197 nucleotides long. The record is from the annotation of a GenBank genome assembly. NCBI's taxonomy places the organism in Eukaryota, Metazoa, Arthropoda, Insecta, Hymenoptera, Braconidae.
AUGGCUAAUGAAAUUGUCGAGGGGCAAUUUAGUGACGCUGAAGAAGAUACAAUAGGAUAUUCAAAUAAGAUUAAUAUUGAAAAGUAUGAAGGACUGUCAAUACCACAUGGUGCAGCUAAUGUUUUAAAUGAAACAAACAAAAGAAUAGACAAUCAACGAAUCAGAAAUAAAGAUAAGCAUGAUCGUGCUACGGUCGAACAAGUCUUGGAUCCUCGAACUAGAAUGAUAUUAUUUAAAAUGUUAAAUCACGGAUUUAUCAAUUUAAUUGAUGGUUGUAUUUCUACAGGAAAGGAAGCAAAUGUUUAUUGGGGUGAAUCGAAAACAGGUAUCGAAUUGGCAAUUAAAAUUUACAAAACGUCUAUUCUUCAUUUUAAAGAUCGAGAUAAAUAUGUUACUGGAGAAUUUAGAUGGCGACAUGGAUAUUGUCGUCGAAAUCCCCGGAAAAUGGUCCAGAUGUGGGCAGAAAAGGAAUUUAGAAAUUUAACAAGGUUGAUUAAAAACGGAGUAUCAGCACCCAAUCCUAUUUAUUUACGUGGUAACGUUCUUCUUAUGGAUUUUAUUGGUUCUAAUCGUUGGCCAGCUCCGAAACUUAAAGAUGCUGUCUUGAAAUCAUCAAAACCACGAAAACUUUACAGAGAAUGUGUUGAAAUGAUGUGGCGAAUCUACAAUAAAUCUCGACUUGUUCAUGCUGACUUGAGUGAAUACAAUUUGCUGUACUUUAACGAUUCAAUUGUUGUCAUUGAUGUUUCUCAAGCAGUUGAACACGAUCACCCGAUGGCUUUACAAUUUUUAAUGAAAGAUUGUACAAACAUCACUGAAUUCUUCCGCAAAAAUGACGUCGCUGUCAUGUCUGUAAAACAAUUAUUCGAAUUCAUCACCGAUCCCACUGUUACUGAAGAAAAUAUGGAUGAUUAUUUAGAUGCUGUGUCUGAAAGCGUUUUAAAUGAUGAAGAAUUUAGUGAUCCAACAAAAAUUGUUGAAGUUGAAGUUUUCAAACAAGCUUACAUUCCGCAAAAUCUUACACAAGUCGUAGAUAUUGAACGGGAUAUUGAUCUUGCUAAAUCUGGAAAACAAGAUUUAAUUUAUAAAACAUUAGCUCGGAAGAAGAAAAUUAAAGAAAUGCAAGCAGAGAAGCGGAAAGUCAAAGUGAAAAAACAUGUGAAGAAACGGAAAGAACGUUUGGCAAAGAAAAAAUAA